CUACUUUUUAUACAAAAACAACAAGGUACUUUAGGGGCUGAGGCCCGUAUAUACAAGAAAUAUAAGCAAAAUAGUAUAGAAAUAUCUAGCAUAGAUAACCUAGAGUUCGACAGAAAAAAUAAAAAGGCAAGAACUUUAGCUACUGAAGAAGAAGAAAAUUUAGCCGAAAUUUGGAGAACAAGCUAUAAAGAUGCAGAAAAUAAGGAGUUGCUCCAAACAGUAGGCCAAAACUCAAACAACACAGUUAAUGUUGCAAGCAGCAAUAGUAUGCAGAAAAAUACAGCAGAAAACAAAAAAGAAACAGAUGAGAAAACCAAAGUGGCAGAAGAAGAAAACAGCUGGUUUACCCAAACAAAUGACAUGUUUCAAGACUUGGCAAAACAAACAACACACAUGCCUAAUAAAGUUAACAACAACAAACAUGUGGACAAACACAUAAGCAACAAUUAA
Molecule: messenger RNA, 450 nt
Organism: Dentiscutata erythropus
Lineage: Eukaryota; Fungi; Glomeromycota; Glomeromycetes; Diversisporales; Gigasporaceae
Source: the annotation of a GenBank genome assembly